Prunus mume (Japanese apricot) is the source of this 1803-nucleotide messenger RNA. RefSeq names its product xylem bark cysteine peptidase 3 (gene XBCP3). The record is from RefSeq and is a predicted model, not a curated record. NCBI's taxonomy places the organism in Eukaryota, Viridiplantae, Streptophyta, Magnoliopsida, Rosales, Rosaceae. Gene Ontology annotation, molecular function: cysteine-type peptidase activity. Gene Ontology annotation, biological process: proteolysis.
AUCCAGAGUUCCCAGCCCAUGUAUAAAUUGGGUAAAAGAAAUGGGAAAAACAACCUUACUUCUACCAUACAAUGUCCAACUUUAACUGGUCAGACCCUUCAAGAAAUUUCGUCCAAUCAGACAGAUCCAUAUGGUCCUCCAUAUUUCUAGCUACCCAAUACAACGAACAACCCCUUCAAAACCCAGACCAGCAGCCUCUCACAGAAAUGAACCCCUCGUCGCUUUCUGUCUUUCUUCUAACUCUUGUCCUUGUCUCCCAUACUUGCCUCUCUUCGUCUUCUUCACAAACCACCUCUGAACUCUUUGAAGUUUGGUGCAAAAAGUAUGGCAAGUCAUACUCUUCAGCACAAGAAAAGCUCUACAGGCUCAGUGUGUUUGAGGACAAUCUUGCCUUUGUUACCCAACAUAACGAUAUGGGCAAUUCUUCUUAUACCCUUUCUCUCAAUGACUUUUCUGAUCUCACUCACCAUGAGUUCAAGUCCUCUCGUUUAGGCUUCUCACCCACCUUUCUCAGUCUUAAGCGUAAAUCAGAUAGGAAACCCAGCGUAGUUCGUGAUCUUCCUUCUUCAUUAGAUUGGAGGAAGAAAGGGGCAGUCACUAAUGUGAAAGAUCAAGGGAGUUGUGGUGCUUGUUGGGCCUUCUCAACUACUGGUGCCAUCGAAGGUAUCAACAAGAUUGUCACAGGAUCGCUCAUCAGCCUCUCUGAACAAGAGUUGGUUGAUUGUGACAGAGUUUAUCCAAACAACGGCUGCAACGGCGGACUUAUGGACGAUGCAUUUCGAUUUGUCAUAGAUAACAAUGGGAUUGACACUGAGGAAGAUUACCCAUAUAAAGGUUGGGAUGACACCUGCAUUAAGAAAAAGCUAAAGAGGAAUGCUGUGACCAUAGAUGAUUAUACUGAUGUGCCCUCAAAUGAUGAGGAACAGCUAAUACAAGCUGUGGCAAGUCAACCAGUGAGUGUAGGUAUAUCGGGCAGUGACAUGGCAUUUCAGCUGUACUCAAAGGGGAUUUUCAAUGGCCCUUGCUCGACUUCUUUGGAUCAUGCUGUGUUAAUCGUAGGUUAUGGUUCCGAAAAUGGAGUGGACUAUUGGAUUGUAAAGAAUUCAUGGGGGACAAAUUGGGGGAUGAAUGGCUACAUGCACAUGCUGCGUGAUCAUAGCAAUCCCAAGGGGAUCUGUGGCAUCAACACGUUGGCUUCAUAUCCAAUAAAGACGGGGGAAAACCCUCCUCUUCCCCCGCCUUCUCCGCCGCCAGGGCCUACUCGGUGCGAUAUCUUUACACACUGUGCAGCAGGGGAAACCUGCUGUUGUGCCAAGAGGGUUGUGGGAAUAUGCUUUUCUUGGAGAUGCUGUGAGUUGGACUCUGCUGUUUGUUGCAAGGAUCAGCGUCACUGUUGCCCCCGUGAUUAUCCCAUCUGUGAUACAGAAAGGACGCUGUGCCUCCAGAGUAAUGAGCAGCUAUCAACGCAGCAGUCGCAUGCCACUGGGAAUUUAACAUCGAAAGCGCUUAAGAGUAGAGGCAGUUUGAGGAAGUCAAGCCGCGGGUGGGGCUCCAUGAUUCGGGGUUGGAUCCUAUGAAAGUAAAGUUCUCUAUAGUGGUAAUGAUGCUGAGCCAUAUUUCUUUGCCAGAGGAUAAGAUUCUGUAUAUAACUUGAAAACAAAUGCGUCCUGUUGCACUCACAAAUACCCAUUCAUUUGAUGAUUAUGUAAUAUCUUCUCAAUACAUACUGAUUUUUGCAACAACAAUGGACUGUGUGAUCAAUCCUUGCCAUUUCGUCAAAUUAAAUCAGAUGGAAAUCCUUCA